AUGAGCCGGCCUGAUAAGAGACGGCAUCGCGACUGUGUCGUUGGCACAACUAAGGACGAGUCCGUGAGGCUUUACGCAUUUGCAAAUACCAGGCCGGGAUAUCAAGUGGUGUUUUCCCCUGAGCAGCCACUUAUCGUUUUGAAAACCCGCAAGUCUGCUGACAAACCACGACAACAUCCAUGUAUGCAAUGGUCUCCGCUUGCCUCACUGCUCUUUGUCCAGCUGCCAAACACAACACACGCCAUGUACGUUGCGGACACUACGGGACUUCCGGAUUCGAUGGAGCGUGAGGAGCAGGUUUCAACAACGGUGGGUCCCAUAGUGAAGCGACUCGCCAACGUCGUUGCGAAGCUCAACCCCCACAACGGAACCAUGGUUGCCGCUGGCGUGUCAGGCGUGCUCGCCUUUAAGUAUAUUUUUAUGGGCGAAAAGACACUGGGACACACAGAUCGGCUUGUACAGCGCCUGCUUCUCGUUUGCCCACCAUCUAUACACCCGUUUCUGGCGUUGUUCCAAGUGAUGGGAAAGCGAGUCCCUGAACGUGGUUAUCCAAAGCCAGAGAUCGUUGUCGUACUUUCCGAUGUAUCCGCUGUGAAUGGUUGGAAUGAGUUUCUGACAGAUUUUGCCGCCACAUCUGCCCUCGAAUCGUGGUCAGUCUCGAGCAACGUCGAACCAUCACUUUUUGCUGCUAUACUGAGGGAAGCGGGUAUCAGUGCUGAUGGGACGAAGGUGGCUCUUGAGACCCGGCACAGUGCCCCACGUGUUUAUCGCAUUGACUUUGUUCUGAGCGCCGUUACGAAACGAACAGAGCAGCAGGUGACACUCAGCCCUCUGUCAUCUUCAGGUUGCGGUGAAGAAGACAUGGGAAGCAGUCCCCUGGAAAGCGAUGAUGGGGAAGAGUGCGAGGAUGAAGAAGAAUAUGAAUGCGGAGACCAUGAGCGGGGUUUGGGGAAAAGUGAGUUUCCACCAGUUUGCAGAGGGGUGGGAACCUCGGAAGAGGUAUUUGGACUCAUGUCUCUGCCGAACUGUAAACGUUCUACCUGCGUUGUCGUCGAAGGGCGCAUCAUGGAUGCAGCGGCGACGACGUUGGGCACGACGCAAGGUCGGGUGUACGUUACAGGGAUGCAUGAGGUGCUCAAGUGUUCCAGUAGUGGCACGUCAUCCGUACACAAGUCUAUCAAAGGCGUGGCAGUUCGUCUUCGGUCCUUCGUUAAACGGGAUGAGCAGGGCCGCACCUCGCUGCAGGUGACGAGUGCCGUGUUUCUCACAAAGAAUCAAGAACGACGCUCAAUGACGGUGUGUUCAAUGGCCCAGGUGCCUGCAUACAACGUGUCUGAGGUGGCCCAUGCGUAUGGUGCUUUACUUGUUCGCGGUCGAAAAUGCGUGCUUGUACGUAGUUUGGAUGAAGAAUACGAGGGAGUGCGGCUGCCUUACUUGCUUCACACAUCCUCGGAGGAAUCCUCGAUGGAGUGUGCGGAGCGUGCCCUCUGUGAGCACUGUGAUAUCAGCCCAGAUAAUUUCUACUUGCCAAGUUAUAUUCCACCGACGUGUGUCUAUGAGAAGGACGCGGAUACGGGAAUAACCACCAGUAGGAUGAUGUAUGUUGCCCUGGCAGUGACACCACCUGCAGAGGGUGCGGGUGAUGCCGUGGAGGAUGAGGAGGACUUCAAUGAACCGUAUGACUGGUUUGGCUACACAAGAGCACUUAGGAUGUUGCAGUCGUGUGCAGAUAGGAAGAUAGUGCAGCAGUUGCAAUGCGCCGUUCGCAGUGCCUACGAUGUUGGGCUAUAUAUUCCUCUAAAGGGGCUUGGCGUAUUUGGAGACGAUGUUUUGGGUGUGGCAGGCAGGAGAACAUCUGAGGUGGAACCGGCUUCGGGAAUGAGGAGGCCGUUAGAAGGGCUCGAGCUGUUGGUUGUUUGUUCCCCUGGUGACACCUCAGGGCAAUCCAUGCAAGUGGCUCGGGAGCAUCUCACUGAAUGUGUGUUACGUGUAGGGAACGAAACCCCUCGUUGCGAAAUCCUCCAGGGUGCUCGGGAGACGAUGCAGGCGGGGAAAACUACUCUCGUCCUUUGCCUUCAGUGUGAUGUAGACGUGAAUGUUUUUUCCGAGGAACAGUUGACGUACUGGUCCGAGAAGGGAGCUCGGCCACGGUUGGUGACUCUUCUUUUUUCAGGUGUGAGUGAAAUGAUCCUUCAGGGAGCCGACGAUGGAGCCGAUUCGGCCUCUGCCUUCAUCUAUAGUAUAAUGCUAUCGGAUGUGCUUGUGACCGCAGAGGAAGAUCAGCAGAAGUUCACGUCGGAGAUGUGGGGUCUGCUGCAGCUUGCACAUGAACUGAACGGUGAACUUAUGCUCUGCGCUGGCAUUGUUUCGCGGCGCCCUAUCGAAACGCCACCCAUUGGAAAGGAAGGGGACGGUGGUGAUCAGACGUCGUAUGAUGAAUCUUCGCUGCACGAGAUAACCGUCACCUGCACUGGUCGUCCAGUUGAGCCAUCGCGUCUGGCGAGGUUGCUGGAAGUUGCGGGGUUAGAUGAAUGUUACCGCCAUGCUGUGGUUUUGUGGGUUCAAGGGGAGGUAUGGAUUGCAAGCCGUCCAAAGUCGAGAGGUCUUUUAGCUCUUGACAUUUCGUCGCGCUGCCUCACUCUGGAAGAAGGCGAACCUUGGGAGGAUGACGAAGGUGAUGACCGUGCGGGGAAGGGUGAAGAUAAGCGGCAAAAUGUGAUCACUGUGUAUGUAUGGGCCACUGCCGCGGGUAGAGACGCAGUGAGGGGAACCAUUAAUACCAUUUGGGAGCCAGUUCUGUGUACCGCAAGUCCUUUACCACGUGGCAUUUCAGAGGGCGCUAAGGUAGGGGAGGUCGACGAUGGACUGCCACCGUGGGAGUGA
Trypanosoma brucei brucei TREU927 is the source of this 2883-nucleotide messenger RNA. RefSeq lists its product as hypothetical. The record is from RefSeq and is a predicted model, not a curated record. The transcript has a single exon. Bases 1 to 2883 code for a protein of 960 amino acids. Lineage: Eukaryota; Euglenozoa; Kinetoplastea; Trypanosomatida; Trypanosomatidae.